AAGACUCGUUGCGCUCUUUUUAUCCGCCAUUUCAACCAGUCAGACAUUUAGCGCUGGGAAGUUCUUAAACGUGUGUAAUUUUGUGAAUUAUAGUUCACGAAACGUGAAGGAGCUGAAGUACAUAAUUCUACUCAAUAGGCGCUUCUUGGAAGAGUUCUACCUUCAGCAAACCUCUCCGAGAAAUUUGUUGGCUAUCUACGACCGAAUAUCACGCCAAAAUGUCGACUGAGGCCGCACCUGAGAAACCAGGCCAGGGUGAGGUGAAUGGCAAGGCCAACCACGAAUCCAGGAAAGAGAGGCCCCCGAAGCGCGGUGGGGGUGGCGGCCGCUUCGAGCCCUAUGGAAAUCCCUCCAAGAGAUACCGAGUCUUUGUCAGCAAUAUCCCAUACGACGUGAAAUGGCAAGCGCUCAAAGACCUGAUGAAGGAGAAAGUGGGUGAGGUUACGUACGUGGAGCACUUAAUGGACGCAGAAGGCAAAUCAAGGGGUUGUGCGAUUGUUGAGUUCAGGACCGAAGAGCUCAUGAAGAAAGCUGUUGAGAAGGUUAACAAGCACAAUCUCAAUGGGCGUCCUCUUAAAGUCAAAGAAGAUCCAGAUGGCCUUAUUGCCCAGCGGGAGGCCCACAGGUCUCAGGGAGGUGGUGGAGGUGGUCCCCCUGGUGGCAUGGGCGGCAAUAUGGGUGGUAACAUGGGUGGCAACAUGGGAGGUGGUAUGGGCAUGGGAAUGGGACCUGGGCCAGGGGCACCAUCUAUGGUCAACAUUCCCCCCAGCCUGUUGAACAACCCCAACAUUCCCAAUGAGAUCAUCCAUGGGCUCCAGUCUGGCAAAAUCGGAAGUACCGUGUUUGUGGCGAAUCUGGAUUAUAAGGUGGGCUGGAAAAAACUGAAGGAGGUGUUCGGCAUGGCUGGUGUGGUAGUCCGUGCAGAUAUCCUUGAAGAUAAGGAUGGGAAGAGCAGGGGAAUGGGAACAGUCACCUUUGACAUUCCCAUUGAAGCCGUGCAAGCAGUCUCUAUGUUCAAUGGACAACUCCUCUUCAACCGUGUUAUGCACGUCAAACUGGAUGAGAAGUCUUUGCCAAAAGGAGACUUCGCACCUCCAGAGAGACCACCAGCCCUCCCACGUGGCUUGAGUGGAAUUGGUCUUGGACUUGGACCUGGUGGGCAGCCCAUUGAUGCUGGUCAACUCAACCGAGGAGGCGGCGGCGGUAUGGGCAACAUGGGCCCUGGAGGAAUGGAUGGCAUGGGCUUCGGUGGCAUGGGGGGGCGCAUGGGAGGUAUGGACAACUUUGGUGGCAUGAACAAUAUGGAUCGCUUUGGUCCAUCUGGAAUGGGAAGAAUGAAUGACAUGGACCGAAUUGGUGGACAAUUUGACCGUGAGUUUGGUCGCAAUGAGAUGGCCAUGUCUCGCAAUAACUUUGGAGAGUCUUUUGAUAGAGGAAUGGGUAACUCAAUGGGCAUGGACCGCAUGGGUUCUGGGAUGGACAGAAUGGGUUCUGGCAUGGACCGCAUGGGUGGUUCUGGGAUGGACCGAAUGGGAAUGGAUCGCAUGGAACGCGUAUCUGAUCUGGACAGGCUGGGUUCUGGCUAUGACCGGAUGGGUUCUGGUUUGGACCGGCUGGGGCCUAGUAUGGACAGGCUGGGUACUGGCCUGGACCGUAUGAGCUCCAGUGUGGACCGGCUGGGCCCUGCUGGCUUUGACCGCCUGGGCCCGUCCAGUUUGGAACGCAUGAGUGCAGGCAUGGAGUUCAGCGCCCCCAUGGGUAUGGACAGGAUGAAUACAGGCUUGGACCGCAUGGGGGGAUCCAACUUUGACCGCAUGGGUUCUGCUGGUAUUGACCGCUUCCCAGCCACGGGGCUGGACCGCAUGGGGGGAUCCAACAUGGACCGCAUGGGUUCAGCUGGUGUGGGAGGCCAGUUUGACAGACCAGCAGACAUGGACCGUGGCAACUUCAACAACAAUCCCUUCGGUGGAGCAGGUGCUGGUGGUCCUGGAGCAGGAGCCAAUACCAGGAAGGGCUGCCAGAUCUUUGUCAGAAAUCUGCCAUUCGAUUUCACCUGGAAGAUGCUAAAGGACACCUUCAAUUCUUGUGGAAUUGUGCAGUAUGCUGAUAUCAAGAUGGAGAAUGGGAAGUCCAAAGGCUGUGGCGUAGUUCGUUUUGACAACCCUGAGACUGCAGAGAGGGCAUGCCGCACCAUGAAUGGCUACAGGCUGAACGGAAGAGAAAUCGAUGUGAGGAUCGACAGAAACGCAUAAACCCGAUUUAUCAUCUUGGCCCGAACCCUCCUGCCCACUACAGACCUUCCAGUUUUUUUUGUUUGUAUCAUUAGAUAUUUGUGAUGGGGUGCAUUAUGUGUGCACUUUUAGUUUUUGCCUGAAUCAGUUUUUAGUGACCAAAUUUUAAUUUCCCCCCUUUUUAUGAUGCUUGUUUCUUGCCGCCUUGUGUAAGGUUUGUUAAUAAACACCAAAACCUUCACGUUUUUCAA
Clupea harengus (Atlantic herring) is the source of this 2482-nucleotide messenger RNA. RefSeq names its product heterogeneous nuclear ribonucleoprotein M (gene hnrnpm). Gene Ontology annotation, molecular function: mRNA binding. Gene Ontology annotation, cellular component: nucleus; cytoplasm. Lineage: Eukaryota; Metazoa; Chordata; Actinopteri; Clupeiformes; Clupeidae. The record is from RefSeq and is a predicted model, not a curated record. The transcript has 17 exons. Bases 219 to 2252 code for a protein of 677 amino acids.